Molecule: messenger RNA, 876 nt
Organism: Sipha flava (yellow sugarcane aphid)
Lineage: Eukaryota; Metazoa; Arthropoda; Insecta; Hemiptera; Aphididae
Product: probable glutathione peroxidase 2
Exons: 6
Coding region: 86-784 (232 amino acids)
Biological process (GO): response to oxidative stress
Molecular function (GO): glutathione peroxidase activity
Source: RefSeq, a predicted model, not a curated record
AAUAUACAAUUAUCCUAUUCAAUACUCGAGAGUACAUGUAGUUAUUGUCAUCUUACAAAUAGCUAAAAAGUAUUUAUUUUUCAAAAUGAAUCAUAAUGUGUGUACAAUUUUAUUUUUUGCAGUGAUAUUACUUUGGACAUCGCAACAUACACAAUCGUGCAAACCUAAUUCUCCUCCUUCUCCUCCUCCUCCUCCUCCUCCGCACCAUCCUCCUCAUCAUCCCCAUCCUCGUUCUCAUCAUCCCGGUUCCGAGUCGACUUCGUCUUGCGCCGACGAAGACUACAGCGGUUCCUCGACGAGCGUUGAAUGCGCCGGAUCUACCGUCUACAGUUAUACCGUGAAGGAUGUAUACGGAGAAGACAUUUGCUUGCAACAGUACUCGGGCAAAGUGUUGUUGAUCGUGAACUACGCGGAAUCGUGCGGUUUAACCGAUAAGAACGUGAAAGGACUCAAAGCAUUGUCCAAGAAAUACAAAAGCCAGGGUCUCGUGAUACUCAUCUUCCCCAGCAACAGUUUCGAUGAGAACCCCCGCGGUAACGAAGCGGGCUAUCAGCUGGCAGAGAAAUAUCCCGAGUUCGUCGUGUGUUCCGAGGUCGAUGUGAACGGUUCCUCCGAAGAACCGUUGUACAAGUAUCUCAAAAAAACGACGUCCACCAGUAGCACAAGAGAAAUCGAAUGGAACUUCACCAAAUUCUUGGUGAACAAACAGGGAGUUCCGGUCCGACGGUUCAGCAGUACCGACGAUUUUGACUGUAUAGAGUCAUCAGUGAUCGAAGAGUGCUGAUGUUAACGCAAACAACGUCCAGAACAUUGGAUUUCAACAAUUGAUAUCAGAUAAAAUGUUCAUUUAAUAAAGAUUUUUUCCAAUAUAAUGUA